UGCCAAUCACAAUCAGCAUCAGCUCCACUCGUCCGUCGCAUAUUUUCGUUGCAUGGCGCUUGUUUGUUUUACAUAAAUCAAAAGAAUUUAUUUUUGUUUUCUCAAAUAAAUACCCAAUUCAAAUUACCAAAUAUAAACAAAAUAAACUCCCAAAAAUACUGUUAAAUUGAAUUCAUAUCAAAGUGCUUAGGGCAGAAGUGUGGUAUUAAUAGAAAAUCAAGUUCCAAAUUGUGAUCUCUUCUUUUUAGAUUUUGUGUCAAAAGAAAAAAUGGCGCUAACCAAAAAUUUUUGACGAUAAAAAAUAGAUUCACGUGUUAAUCGGACGACGGGAGGUUUCAAUGAGCCAACAAUUGUGAAAAUUUGAUUUAUUUUUUUAUUGAUUGAUAAAAAAGCUUGUAACUUGUGAUUGACAAAAUGUCGGACGAAGUUGAGAUCAUAAUUCCAGAGGUUGAAAGUGGCGGCGGCGAAGAAAUUCCCAAGCAGAAAAUCUUGAUUGGAAAUGUUGUAAUGGAAGAUGAAAACCCCAAUGAGAGUUUGAUGGAUGAAUUGACAAGCAUUGAGCGGGACCUGGCUAUAAUGCACGAGAUCGACGACGACGAAGAACAGCCCAAUGUGUUGCAGAGCGGAAUCGUCGAAGAAGCUCUGGCCAUGGGCGUCGCGUCCUCGUCGAAUGAUGGACCCUCGGAAAAGAAAGACUCGGCAGCGACUGCAGAGGACAUCAUUGAGAUUUCCAGCGAGAAAGUAGGUUCUGAGAGGAGAAAUGGAACAAGCGUUAAUUCUGAAACAACAAGUGAUGCCCCGGACUCGACAACGGGCUCUGCUGCCCCAGCAAUUAGCAAGCCAGAGGAGACCGCUUUAAUGCAUGAUGACCUUUUGGCGGUUCUGAAGGGUACCGAUACAGAGGACGACGUUGAGAAGGGGGUUACAAUCGAAGGCGAGGGAGAGUUCCAGAUUGUUGACAUUAUCGACAGUGAAAUGGAGUUCGCAGAGGCAGACCCCCUGGGCAAGGAAACGACAAAGGUGGAACCCCUCACAAAGGAACAAGUGCACAAGGUUGCCCUGGAGCAAUUCCAAUCAUUGUCGCGAGUUCCCGGGUCGCGGAAUCGCGAGAACAACCGUCGUCGGAAACAGGACAUCAAGUCGAUCACUCAGCCAGCGGAUUUGGUGACUUCGCUAGUGUCCGAUUGGAGUGAUGGCGAUGAGGCUAAUGCGGACGAUUCUGAGGGAAGUCCUUCGCCAGCGAAAAAGAAGAUAGCAAUUACUGCUCAGCAGGCCAAGGUUACACUAGCAAAACCAACCGCUCAACCUUCUAAAUCAACGACGGCUGCAGCUAAACCCGCAGCAGCCAAGGUUACAAUUGUAAAACCCGCACAGCCAAUCAAGUCAGCUGUCCCAGUAAAGGCAGCGGCCAAGGCACCACAGAAAACAGUUCAAAAACCAGAGCCCUCCACAGACAAGGAUAAAGCUCCAGCGUCCUCGACUGCCGGUUCAGCGCUGGCCUCAGCACCAGCGCCAGCAUCAAAGAAAGUCAUAAAUACCGCUCAGCCAAAGAAAUUGAUUAAUGCUGAGAAGAAACAGCCAGAUCCGCCUCCGCAGUCGACAUUCAAGCGAACCAGAAUCAUAAAACGAAAGAUAAUAUGGGACCCGGACGCACCGGAGACUCAGUUCUCCUACGCCAAGCUGGUGAAACCAAGUACGCCGGCUCCCCCAAAGAAGGAAAAGGUUGCUGCCGCAAUACCCAAGUUGAAAGAUGACGCCGACGAGGUUUCGAGAGCUGGAACGCCGCCCAUCAAGCGACCAGCAUCUACAACCCCAUCGGUCAACGGAGGCAACAGAAAAAAGAAUUCGAGGGAGAUCGAUCGGCUGUUGGGCGAUGAGGGAGCCGUAAAUAUGUUGAAUUCCCUGGAGACCGAGAGAUCCAAGCGCACACCGGACACUGAGACGAACUCAUCGAGACUUUCGACCGCUCGUAAAACAACAGUAGCUGCAGCCUCACUUUCACCAGUUGAAAAGCCUUCAGUGACGCCGCCAGCAAAAAAAGAAACUGUUGUUGCAAAAAACCGCAAAACAAAACCCAAGGCAUCCGCCUCUUGGGAUUAUGUGUACAAACGUAAAAAGCAACAAGACGACGAUGCCAUGAUCAUCCGUCGUCGGUCGAACAGUUCGUACUCGAGUUCGGCCAGCAUCAAUCGCCUCAGCAUUGAUGGUCCAGCAUCAGCUGGAAAACAAAUGAAAGCAGCAUCAAAAACAACAACACCAACCGCAUCAGCAAAUGCUUCCCCGGCGGCGGCGGACGCACCCAACACCCCAGAAACUGACAAUCAAUUUGAGUUUGCCAAGCCCGAGAACAAGUCGAAGUUGAAGAAAAUGAAGAGCCCGGUGAUUUUGGUGAAUCCAUUGUCAGCCGAUAUGAAGAGAGCUGCAACAGCCAAGCGAAAUGCCAAGAGUUCGCCAAACGCUGAAGACGAAGCCGAUAAUGAGGAAGCAAAAGAAGAUGUUAAAAUUGUAAACAUUGGAAAUGUUAGACAAUUGACCUUCAAUACACAUCGCGCUAAGUUAGCAAAUACCUUAACUGUGGCGUUACUCAACGAAUUGAGUAGAGUAUUGAAAGUCUUGAACGAUGACACAGAAUGCAAUGCUGUAUUGAUGCUAUCAGAAGGUCCAAACUUCUGUCAGGGAAUCGACUUUACCGAUCUUACUGUGGGGACGGUGGAAAAUAGAAAAAAUGCUGCUGUUCAAUUGGCAAGAGCUGUUAAAAACUUCCUUAUGACUAUGGCUAAAUUUAGUAAGCCAUUGAUAGCAGGCGUAAAUGGCGCCAACUCUGGCCUUGGAGUAACAAUGUUACCUUUAUUCGAUGUAGUAAUUGGCAGUGACAAGGGAACCUAUGAAACUCCUUAUGCUAAAAUUGGACAAAUACCCGAAGGAUAUUUUAUAUUCUCAGAAACAACAAAAAUCCGUUCAACUUUUAAAACAAAACUUCUGUGGCUAUCGGAAAAAUUACACUCAACAGAAUCUGCCUUAUCGGGUCUUGUCAAUAAACUAACAAGCGUUGGUAAAGUCAACGAAGAAGCACUAGGCGCAGCAAAACGAAUUGCAUCGCUUUGUCCCGAGACCUAUUUUGAGAUGAAACAACGAAGCAUUGAAAAUGUUUUGCCACAAAUAAUUGAGUCUCUUGAAGAAGAAGAGGAAAUUCUAGUACGACAAUGGUGCAGUGCGCCAUGUUUGGAGAAAUUCAAACAUUUUAUCCAAAAGGGUCAAUGGUGAGGACAUCACUGUUUUUUGUUUUGACUGUUUUUAAGGAAAACUUAACGAAUUCGCCGAGACAAAAGCAAAAACAAAAUUAAAUAUAAAUUAAAAUUAUAUACUUGAGUUAUGUAAUACAAAAGAAAAAAUGAAGAAAAGAAAAAAGUAAUAAAAUCUUAGUUAGAUUAUAAAAAAAAAAAUUAUUAAUUAAUUAUUAUGAAUCGCAAACUUUCUUAUUUUCAUUUUUGUAGUUAAAAUUUUAUUUCGUCAUAAAGACAGAAAAAAAAAAUGAACCAUGUUGAAUUAUUUAAACACAAAAUUAUGUUGAAAAAAAAGAAGAAAAAAAUUAAUAAAAAAAAUGUCGCAUUUUACUUUUAAUUAAAAAAUUAGAAAGACUUUUAGCAGUUAAGUUCAUUAAAGAAAAGAAAAAAUAACUAAAAAAUUGACGCAAACAAUUGCAAAGAAAAUAAAACAUCCAAGAGACGAGCAAAUCCUAUGGAAAACAUAAACUCAAUAUUUUAUCAAAAGGGUUAAAAAAAUUGUAAAUAUAAACUAAAAAGAAAAAUGGAAAAACAAAAAAACAAUAAUUUAAUACAAUUUAUGCUUUUUGUUAAAAAAAAAACAAAUUUGAUUUGAUUUGAACGUAGUGGAACGUUUCUAUUUUGAUUUUUAUGUUGCAAUACAUUUAUCCUAAUUAUACUUUGUUAUUUCAUCAUAUGAGUACAUUUGUGCACACAAUUAGCAAAAACAACAACAAACAAAAUUUACUUUAAUCUUAUAUUUAGAUAGUAAUAGAAAUUGCAAAUAUAUAAUUUUUGAAGUGUAAUUUUGUUCUCUUUUUAAAUGGAAAUAAAACAAUAAAAAUAAAAGUGUA
Molecule: messenger RNA, 4117 nt
Organism: Eupeodes corollae
Lineage: Eukaryota; Metazoa; Arthropoda; Insecta; Diptera; Syrphidae
Gene: HIPP1
Product: proteoglycan 4
Exons: 6
Coding region: 415-3264 (949 amino acids)
Source: RefSeq, a predicted model, not a curated record